CCAAUCGAAUUUGGGUUCUUGCCUACCGUCACUACGGCAUCGAAUCUGGCCCGACCUACCGACAGACGUGCAGCGAUACGUCGUCUCGUGUGCCACAUGUCAACGCAUGAAGUCCUCCCGGCUUCAACCUGCUAGAUUGAUGCAGCCGCUCGAGCCACCCAGCCGACCCUUGCAACAAGUGUCGAUGGAAUUCAUCACUGGCCUGCCUGCUGGUCCAAGCGGUAAUGGCGCAAUCUUAGUCGUCAUUGACCGGUUGACCAAAAUGGCCCAUUUUGCAGCCUGCAAGACGACAAUUACUGCCGAGCAGACAAAGAAAAUGUUCUUCACGAACAUCGUGCGGCUACACGGCAUCCCCUCGGCAAUCAUCAGCGAUCGUAACCCACGCUUCACGUCCAACUUUUGGACAAAAACCUGGCAGCAAUAUGGCACACAUCAGCAUCUAGCCUCGGCUUACCACCCGCAAUCGAACGGUCAAGCUGAGCGCACCAAUCAGACGAUGGAGCAGCUGAUUCGCACGAUAUGCACAGACCCGGGCCAAUGGGAGGACGCCCUUCCGUUGAUCGAUUUUGCGUACAACAAUCCCCAUCCGCCACGACUACCCAGUCCCCCUUUUUCCUUAAUUACAUGAUAGAUCCGACGACCCCUCUAUCGUCA
Closterium sp. NIES-67 is the source of this 654-nucleotide messenger RNA. The record is from the annotation of a GenBank genome assembly. NCBI's taxonomy places the organism in Eukaryota, Viridiplantae, Streptophyta, Zygnematophyceae, Desmidiales, Closteriaceae.